AUGCCUUUUCCGAACCGGUUUAAUGAUACGCAAUUCCCGAAUCCGAUCUGGCUACCGUAUCUCUCGGCGCGAUGGAUGAUUCGAGACCUAGACCCUGCUGCCGCUGCCGCUGCCGCAAUCUCCCCAGCCUAUAGGUAUUUUACAUCUGCGCCGCCAACGCCAACGCCAACGCCAACGCCAACGCCGACCUUCGAACGUGAGGGAGAGGAGGGUGGCUGCUUCUGCUACCCGUUCGUCAACCCGGACUGCUUCCUCGCCGAUCAGCCUGGCCGCUGCCCGUUGCACGGGGAGCUCACGGGGUGUGCGCCUGGGGAGAUGGUGGCGUGGAGGGACCAUGAGGAAGGAGGGAUGGUGGACGAGUUGGGGCUGGUGGGGCUGGGGAUGGGGAUGGGGAUGGGAAUGGGGCUGGAGCUGGAGCUGGAGCUGGAGUGGGAGCUGGAGCUGCAGUUGCAGUUGCAGUUGGAGUGGGAGCUCAAGGUGGAGAGGGGGAGGGAGAGGGUCGAGGAGUGGCUGGAGGGCUGUGUGGGGGGUGUCGCGCGGGGCUUUGAACGCGUGAGGGCGGACCGGGAGAAUUGGACGACGAGCCUCCGGAGGGGUGGCGGCGAGGGGUCAGGUGACGGGGAUGCGGGGGAUGCGGGGGAUGCGGGGGAUGCGGGGGAUGCGGGGGAUGCGGGGGAUGCGGACGGGGGCUGGUUCUGA
Messenger RNA from Drepanopeziza brunnea f. sp. 'multigermtubi' MB_m1, 699 nucleotides. The record is from RefSeq and is a predicted model, not a curated record. NCBI's taxonomy places the organism in Eukaryota, Fungi, Ascomycota, Leotiomycetes, Helotiales, Drepanopezizaceae.